Pipistrellus kuhlii (Kuhl's pipistrelle) is the source of this 2301-nucleotide messenger RNA. RefSeq names its product tripartite motif-containing protein 34. The transcript has 8 exons. Bases 155 to 1894 code for a protein of 579 amino acids. Gene Ontology annotation, molecular function: zinc ion binding; protein binding. NCBI's taxonomy places the organism in Eukaryota, Metazoa, Chordata, Mammalia, Chiroptera, Vespertilionidae. The record is from RefSeq and is a predicted model, not a curated record.
CCUUCUACAAACACUGGGUUAAAGCGUUACUCUCUGCCAUCGCCCUGAAGGACUGCCACCAUUUGGCCCAGAAGCUCUGUCCCCUUUCACUUUCACUUCUCAGCCAGUUCCUCAGGAGGAACUACUUCCUGCAGACUGAGCCCCGGGUUGGAGAAUGAACCCUGACCAGAACCGCCCCGACUUUUCCUCACCACUUAAAUCUGGAGUCAAGACUUCUCCGCUGGGACCUGAAGCUUUUCAGCCUUGGCCAAUCUUGAAAGUGUGCACAGUUAGCAUCCCUUUUAUUUGUGUCAUUCUUAUACCAUAUCCUUUCAAUCUGCCCACCCAUCCAGGAAUCUUUAAGCAAGAAGAGUCUCGGGAAGAAACCAGGGGAGCAGCUGCCAUGGCUUUAGAAUUCCUAGUGAACAUGAAAGAGAAGGUGACUUGUGCCAUCUGCCUGGAACUUUUGACAGAACCCCUGAGUCUAAACUGUGGCCACAGCUUCUGCCAAGCCUGCAUCACUGACAAGAAGCCAGAGAUCGGCCCAGGAGGGGAAAGCAGCUGUCCUGUGUGUGGAGUCAGAUACUCUUUUGGAAGCCUAUGGCUUAAUCAGCAUCUAGCCAACAUAGUAGAGAGAGUCAAAGAGGUCAAGCUAAGCCCAGAGGAAGGGCAGAUGAAAGAUCUCUGUUUGAGCCAUGGAGAGAGACUCCGACUCUUUUGUAAAGAGGAUAGGAAGGCUAUUUGUCAGUUUUGUGAAUGGUCCCAGGAGCACCGUGGUCAUCAGAUAUUCCUCAUGGAGGAGGUAGUCAAGGCAUACCAGGAAAAGCUCCAGACAACUCUGGACAGACUGAGGAAGGAGCAUCAGGAAGCUGAGAAGUUGGGUGCUGACAUCAGAGAAGAGAGAACUUCCUGGAAGAGUCAGAUACAGACUGAGAAACACAGGAUACAAACAGAAUUUAAUCAGCUUAGAAGCAUCCUGGACAGUGAAGAGCAAAGAGAACUCCAGAAAUUGGAGGAAGAGGAGACGAAGACCCUGCAUGACUUAGCUGAGGCUGAGAAUGCACUGGUUCAGCAGAGCCAGUUGCUGGAAGAGCUCAUCUCAGAUCUGGAGCGUCGCAGUGGAUGGUCAGCCCUGGAGCUGCUGCAGGACACGAGUGGAAUCAUGAAAUGGAGUGAGGUGUGGACAUUGAAGAAGCCAAAAACUAUUUCAAAAAAACUGAAGCAUGGAUUCCGUGCUCCAGAUCUGAGUGGAAUGUUGCACACGUUUAAAGAGCUCACAUGUGUCCAGUAUUAUUGGGUGGACAUGACAUUUAAUCCAUUCAACUUAAAUUUGAAUCUCACCCUUUCAGAGGAUCACAGACAGUUGGCAUCUGUGCCAAUUUGGCCUAUGAAGUAUUAUAAUUAUGGUGUCUUGGGCUCCCAAUAUUUCUCAUCAGGAAAACACUACUGGGAAAUAGAUGUGUCCAAGAAGACUGCCUGGAUCCUGGGGAUAUACUAUAGAAAACGUUCCUGUAAUAAAAAGUUUGGUGUUAGACGAGACACAAUUUAUCAAAAGGCUUUCGGUAAUAAAAAGUUUGGUGUUAGACCAGACACACUUUGUCAAAAGGCUUACUCCAGAUUUAGACCUGAAAAUGGCUACUGGGUUGUAGGGUUACAGAAUCAAUCUGAGUACAAUGCCUUUGAAGACUCUGCCACCUCUGAUCCCAAGAUCUUGACUCUUUCUGUGGCUGUACCUCCCCGCCGAGUUGGGGUAUUCUUAGACUAUGAAGCAAGCACUGUCUCAUUUUUUAAUGUCACAAACCAUGGGUCACUCAUCUACAAGUUCUCUAAAUGUCACUUUUCCCAAACUGUUUAUCCCUAUUUCAAUCCUUGGAACUGCCUAGCUCCGAUGGCUCUGUGCCCACCGAACUCCUGAAUGUUCUCUUUCCCUCACCCACUUCUGUGUAGCAACCUUGUCCUGAGGCUCAUCUCCUGCACCAGAGCUGAUAUCUACAUUCCAAACCUUCUCUUGUCUCUUUCCUUUAGAACUUUUACUAGUUCUUGGGAUUUGAAUUUUUUUCUGGAUUAAGUUAGAAGAGAAUCUUAUUUACCCAGUUACCCUUUUAUGUAUUCUCAGUGUCAGAUAUAUUAUACCUCUUAAAGACAGAGCAAUAUUUCUCCAUAAUUUCCUUUAUCACUGAUUUUGAGAGGUAUGGAAAAACCUGUCUGCAACCACACAUGACCUUAGGAUAAUCCAUAAUCGCCCCACCCACCACCAAGAACAACUAAGGAGUAUUUGAGUACAUGUCUGUUUCCUAGCAUACAGCAGUGUCAUCAGUUGAG